Thermothelomyces thermophilus ATCC 42464 is the source of this 1161-nucleotide messenger RNA. RefSeq lists its product as uncharacterized. Bases 1 to 1161 code for a protein of 386 amino acids. The transcript has 2 exons. Lineage: Eukaryota; Fungi; Ascomycota; Sordariomycetes; Sordariales; Chaetomiaceae. The record is from RefSeq and is a predicted model, not a curated record.
AUGUGUAUUGACAUUGUCGCCGUGUGCCCUUGGUGCGGCGCCGAAACUGACGAGUAUACAUUGGUCCGACUCUGCGAUGCGAAAUCUCGCGAGCUCAGGUUCACAGAGCUGUCGCCGCUCGAAAACGUCAUCCGCUUUUCUUCUCAGAGGCAGGCCCGCGGCGACCCCGUCCAUGACUGCGGCGCCCACGGCAGGAUCACGAUCCGUUCUGUCUUGGACCCAGCGGCGUGCUGCCGCGACCCGGCGUGCUCCUUUCGCCCGCCCAGCGGCCAAGAGAGCCCGACUCUGCUGCAGUUCCUGGCCCAAGCGGCCGAGAUGUUUUCAGGCCUGCACGGAUUCACCAACCCGUGGAUUCGCAGCGACGAGGACAUCCUGCUCUGCAGCGCCCUGAACUUGAUGUCUGACCUGGACUCCGCCAGGGCCUGGCUCGCCGCCCAAGGGGGAUACGGCGCCGCCACGGGCGUGCAGCUGCCGCCAAGCCAUUAUUAUCACGAUCAUUAUAAUGCUAACGAGAGCGCAAUUGUGAACACCAACCAAGCACACCACGGCAACACCACCAACAUGAAUGACAACCCUCUCUAUGACGGCCAACCGCAAACCGGUCCUCCUCAGGCCAGCCAAACCGCCCGGCUGCAGCAUUACCAGCAGUAUCAACAGCAGCAACAGUAUCAACAGCAGCAACAGCAUCACCAGGAGCAUCACCAGGAGCAGCAGCAGGAGCAGCAGCAGGAGCAGCAGCAGGAGGAGCAGGCAGCCCAGCCUACAAGAAAGUCAUCUAGGGCAUGGACCGCAGAGGAAAUCCAGGCCCUCCGUGAGAACAUGAACAACCCAGAAUGGACCUACGCCAGGAUGUCUGAGCAGGACCCCCGCCUCCGCAACCGUACUGCGCAUGCCAUCGAGUCCAAGGUGUACGCGCUCAAGGGGAAGAGAAAGGCGCUGCGGGAGGCCCGGAAGGCCGCCGGCACGGCACAGAAGCAGCAGCGAAGCGGGGGCGGGAGCGGGAGCAGGAGCGGGAGCGUGUCGUGCAGGCCGCCGGCCGCCGAGGAACACCCGCGUCGCCGCGAGCCCGACAAUGACGACGAUGACGGCGAGGGCGAGGGCGAGGGCAACGGCAGCGGUCCGAGCGCCGGAUCUGGACUUGCGGGCCAGCUCCUGGCCUGA